This is a messenger RNA of Myotis davidii, 1133 nucleotides long. RefSeq names its product chromosome unknown open reading frame, human C21orf33 (gene GATD3). The annotation marks the transcript as partial. The transcript has 6 exons. Lineage: Eukaryota; Metazoa; Chordata; Mammalia; Chiroptera; Vespertilionidae. The record is from RefSeq and is a predicted model, not a curated record. Gene Ontology annotation, cellular component: mitochondrion.
CACGUGGGCCACCCCGCGUGGACUCCCGUGACCCGCGCUCCCCCGCAGGUGCUGUCCGGGUGCGGAGUCUACGACGGCACGGAGCUCCACGAGGCCUCGGCGGUGCUGGUGCACCUGAGCCGUGGUGGGGCUGAGGUCCAGAUCUUCGCGCCUAACGUCCCUCAGAUGCACGUGAUUGACCACACCAAGGGGCAGCCGUCUGAGAGCGAGACCAGGAACGUUCUGGCUGAGUCAGCAAGGAUCGCCCGUGGCAAGAUCACUGACCUGGCCCAGCUAAGUGCAGCCAACCAUGAUGCCGCCAUCUUUCCUGGGGGCUUUGGAGCUGCCAAAAACCUGAGCACAUUCGCCGUGGACGGCAAAGACUGCAAAGUCAACAAAGACGUGGAGCGCGUCCUGAAGGACUUCCACAAGGCGGGGAAGCCCAUCGGCUUGUGCUGCAUCGCUCCUGUCCUCGCGGCCAAAGUGCUCCCUGGCGUCGAGGUCACCGUGGGCCACGAGCAGGAGGAAGGUGGCAAGUGGCCUUAUGCCGGGACCGCGGAAGCCAUCAAAGCCAUGGGUGCCAAGCACUGUGUGAAGGGAGUGACCGAAGCUCACGUGGACCAGAAAAACAAGGUGGUCACGACCCCAGCCUUCAUGUGUGAGACGGCGCUCCACCACAUCCACGACGGGAUCGGGGCCAUGGUGACGAAGGUGCUGGAGCUUGCCAGGAAGUGAGCCGCCAGCUCUGGCUUCGCCUCUUCCACCAGGCGGAGCUGGCGGCCUGUUGUCCUGUCCAGCUUGGAAUAUGACACACGGGGUCGGAUAAUUGGGGUGAGAGUCGUCAUCAGCUCUGCUCAGCUCACCUUCCUUCCAAGAGCGGAGCGAGGCAGAGCCCACGCCCUGGAGAGGUGGCUGGAGUCCCCCGCCUGUAGGAGUAGCAACUGGACACCUAGUGCCUCCCAGAAUGACAGUCAGCUUUCUCACGAAGCCAGUCAGGUAGAGGUAUUGUCUAACCUCAGGUUUGCCUGGCUUCAGAAUACUUAGUGUUUGGAAAGGAAAAUAAUUUUAAGUUUAUAAAUGUAAUAAUCAGAAAACCUGAAACAUGGUUAUUAACAAUUAAAGAUUCUCUAAUCUGGAGUAAACAUGGACUCAUU